Molecule: messenger RNA, 776 nt
Organism: Oryctolagus cuniculus (rabbit)
Lineage: Eukaryota; Metazoa; Chordata; Mammalia; Lagomorpha; Leporidae
Source: RefSeq, a predicted model, not a curated record
CUAGGUUCUGCUCACCCGGGCCAAGCAUGGGACCCCCCCAACUCCUCCAUCCCCAGCACCCAGGCCUCUGUGGGCCCUGAGGACUUACUUCGGUGGACCUUGAGGACGGUGUACACCAUGCCGGUAGAGAGAUCUUUUAUCAACUGGUCCACUCUGCAGAUGCCCACACAGCUGGAGCUGAGACAAGUGAAAGCCAGGAGCCCAGAGCUCAAUCCAGCUCUCUGCUAUGGCCUGGGAAAGCAGUAGAAGAUGGGGCAGAUCCUUGAGCCCCAGCACCUGCAUGGGAGACCUGGAAGAAGUUCCUGAUUCGUGGCUUCGGAUCGGCACAGCCCCACCAUUGCAACCAUUUGAACACUCUGCUGGGCAGCCUUGUGGUCUUCGCCAGCCUCUUGAUGUUGUGCAACACGCAGUGCUAUGUCGAACUCUACGACAAGAACCCGGAGGAUCCCCCUGAUGAAUGCAGGGACCUCGAUGGAGUCACACACAAGCUGAACGUGCCGUGGAUGACCGAGAACUGUUACAGAUGUAGUUGUGACGAGACUGGGAUUCAUUGCUGCAACACUGCUGCCAUCCCCGGAGGUUUUGAUACCACAAAGUGCAAGAAGAUCUUCCACAAGGACACUUGCAGCUACUCCGUGGUGGAGCUGGAGAACCCGGACAAGGAAUGUCCAGUCAGCUCGUGGAUCCUGUGAAGAGCUAGCGGGCCCAGGUCCUCCCGCGGGCCCGGACAGCCCGAUGUACAGCCCUGCUUAUCAGUAAAGCAUGUGUGGAGCAAU